Molecule: messenger RNA, 2239 nt
Organism: Propithecus coquereli (Coquerel's sifaka)
Lineage: Eukaryota; Metazoa; Chordata; Mammalia; Primates; Indriidae
Product: E3 ubiquitin-protein ligase CBL-B
Exons: 9
Coding region: 195-1538 (447 amino acids)
Biological process (GO): negative regulation of epidermal growth factor-activated receptor activity; signal transduction
Cellular component (GO): membrane raft; plasma membrane
Molecular function (GO): ubiquitin protein ligase activity; receptor tyrosine kinase binding; SH3 domain binding
Source: RefSeq, a predicted model, not a curated record
CUGACAGGCAGAACUCACCAGUCACAUCACCAGGAUCCUCUCCGCUUGCCCAGAGAAGAAAGCCACAGCCUGACGCUCUCCAGAUCCCACAUCUAAGCCUGCCACCAGUACCUCCUCGCCUGGAUCUAAUUCAGAAAGGCAUAGUUCGAUCGCCCUGUGGCAGCCCAACUGGUUCACCAAAGUCUUCUCCUUGCAUGGUGAGAAAACAAGAUAAACCACUUCCAGCACCACCUCCUCCCUUAAGAGAUCCUCCUCCCCCUCCGCCUGAAAGACCUCCCCCAAUCCCACCUGACAAUAGACUGAGUCGACACUUCCAUCCUAUGGAAAGUGUGCCUUCCAGAGACCAGCCAAUGCCUCUUGAAGCCUGGUGCCCUCGGGAUGUGUUUGGGACUAAUCAGUUGGUGGGUUGUCGACUCCUAGGGGAUGGCUCUCCAAAGCCUGGAAUCACAGCAAGUUCAAAUGUAAAUGGAAGGCAUAGUAGAAUAGGUUCUGAUCCAGUGCUUCUGCGGAAACACAGACGCCACGAUUUGCCUCUAGAAGGAGCAAAGGUCUUUUCCAAUGGUCACCUUGGAAGUGAAGAAUAUGAUGUUCCUCCCCGGCUAUCUCCUCCUCCUCCGGUUACCACCCUUCUCCCUAGCAUAAAGUGUACUGGUCCGUUAGCAAAUUCUCUUUCAGAGAAAACAAGAGACCCAGUAGAGGAAGAUGACGAUGAAUACAAGAUUCCUUCAUCCCAUCCUGUUUCCCUGAAUUCACAACCAUCUCAUUGUCAUAACGUAAAACCUGUUCGGUCUUGUGAUAAUGGUCAUUGUAUAUUGAAUGGAACACAUGGUACGUCUUCAGAGAUGAAGAAAUCAAACAUUCCUGAAUUAGGCAUAUGUUUAAAAGGAGAUGUUUUUGAUUCAGCCUCUGAUCCAGUGCCAUUACCACCGGCCAGGCCUCCAACUCGGGACAAUCCAAAGCAUGGUUCUUCACUCAACAGGACGCCCUCUGAUUAUGAUCUUCUCAUCCCUCCAUUAGGUGAAGAUGCUUUUGAUGCCCUCCCUCCGUCCCUCCCACCUCCCCCACCUCCAGCAAGGCAUAGUCUCAUCGAGCAUUCAAAACCUCCUGGCUCCAGUAGCCGACCAUCCUCAGGACAGGACCUUUUUCUGCUCCCUUCAGAUCCCUUUUUUGAUCCAGCAAGUGGCCAAGUUCCUUUGCCUCCUGCUAGGAGAUUACCAGGUGAAAAUGUCAAAUCUAACAGAACAUCACAGGACUAUGAUCAGCUUCCUUCAUCUUCAGAUGGUUCACAAGCACCAGCCCGACCCCCUAAACCACGACCCCGCAGGACUGCACCAGAAAUUCACCACAGAAAACCCCAUGGGCCUGAGGCAGCAUUGGAAAAUGUAGAUGCAAAAAUUGCAAAACUCAUGGGAGAGGGUUACGCCUUUGAAGAGGUGAAGAGAGCCUUAGAGAUAGCCCAGAAUAAUGUCGAAGUGGCCCGGAGCAUCCUCCGAGAGUUUGCCUUCCCUCCUCCUGUUUCCCCACGUCUAAAUCUAUAGCAGCGAGAACGGUGAACACCCAAAUGGGAAGCAAUCGACACCUAUUCCAGGAGUGCGGACAUGGGAGAAUUGAGAUGGAUUCAGGAGAGAAGGUGUCUUCUCAUGUAGCAUCUUGAGAAGGGAGGCUUGGGAGUGCAGCUUCUCAGAAGGAGACUGCUGCUUGCUCAGGAUGUCGACAGCUGUGGCUUCCUUGUUUUUGCUAGCCAUACUUUUAAAUCAGGGUUGAACUGACAAAAAUAAUUUAAAGACGUUUACUUUCCUUGAACUUUGAAUCUGUGAAAUGCUUUUCCUUGUUUACAAGUUGGCAAAGUUGCAGUUUGUUUUUGUUUUUAGUUUAGUUUAGUUUUUUUUUUUUUUUGAUACCUGUACUGUGUUCUUGACGGACCCUUUGUAGCGUGGUCAGGUCUGCUGUAACAUUUCCCACCAACUCUCUUGCUGUCCGCAUCAACAGCUAAAUCACUUAUUCAUUUUGGUCUCGACCAUCCACACCCCCUCCCCAGGUCCAAUUCCAUUUCUCCCAUUCACAAGAUGCUUUAAAGGUUCUGAUUUUCAAUUUAUCAAACUAAUGCAAAAAAAGUAUGUGUUCUGCACUACUGAUUUUUUUCCUUUGGAAACUAUCACUAUUGUGAAAUGGGGAAAACCUGAAUGUAUAAAGCAUUUAUUUGUCAAUAAACUGCCUUUUAUCAGGAGUUUUCACAUAA